Molecule: messenger RNA, 819 nt
Organism: Drosophila persimilis
Lineage: Eukaryota; Metazoa; Arthropoda; Insecta; Diptera; Drosophilidae
Product: glycerol-3-phosphate phosphatase-like
Exons: 3
Coding region: 1-819 (272 amino acids)
Cellular component (GO): cytoplasm
Molecular function (GO): phosphatase activity
Source: RefSeq, a predicted model, not a curated record
AUGUUCAAGCGUACCUGCACGGAUCUGACCAAAAUACCCAAGGAGAAGGUGCGCCAGUGGCUGACCACAAUCGAAUCGGUGAUAUUCGAUGCCGACGGUGUUCUGUGGCACCUGAACCGGCCGAUCAAUGGGGCAGUGGAGACCUUUAAUAUGAUCAAGAGCUCGGGCAGGCAGGUGCUGGUGGCGACCAACCAUUCGGGUCUGCUCACCAAGGAUCUGGCCGCGAAGGCGCACCAGUUCGGCUACGAGAUCCAGGAAGAGCAGAUACUGAGCUCGGCGCUGUCCGUGGCCAGCUUCUCUGUGGGCAAGGAGAAGCUGCUCAAGCCCAUGGAACAGUUUGCCAAGGAUAUGUACCUGGAUCACGAGGUGGGCGCCGUGAUAAUCGGCAAGGAUGAGAGCUUCAAUGUGCCGAAGAUAAUCAGGGCCAGUUCGUACCUCCAGGAGCCGAAGGUCCUCUUCCUGGGCACCUGUCUGGACACCGCCUAUCCGGUGGGCAAAAACCGGAUGAUUGUGGGCGCCGGUGCCAUGGUAGGCCGCCGUGAAGGCCAUCACUGGCCGAAUGCCGCUGAUUUUGGGCAAGCCGAAUCCCCUGAUGGUGGAGCAGCUGCUGCAAUGCGGCGUCCUCAAGCGGGAGUCCACGCUGAUGGUUGGCGACACUGUAAGUGCAACUGCGGCUUCCAAUCGCUUUUCGUGGGCACCGGCGUCAGCAUCUUGAAAGAGGUGCGCCAGAUUUGCAAUGACGAAGGACACAGCAAAGUGGACAUGAUCCCAGACACCUAUCUGCCCUCUCUGGGACACUUGCGGGAGUUCCUCUGCUAG